This is a messenger RNA of Pseudophryne corroboree (corroboree frog), 2247 nucleotides long. RefSeq names its product protein FAM200A-like. Gene Ontology annotation, molecular function: DNA binding. Bases 1 to 2247 code for a protein of 748 amino acids. The transcript is spliced from 3 exons. Lineage: Eukaryota; Metazoa; Chordata; Amphibia; Anura; Myobatrachidae. The record is from RefSeq and is a predicted model, not a curated record.
AUGGAUCAGCUUAAAGAUAUGGAAGACAGAUUCCUGUCUAGAGGUUAUCCCCUGGCGCUAAUACGAUCGGCCCGCUUAAAGGCAGAGGCUUCUCAGAGGGAAGCCUCAAAGAAACCCAAACACACCAAAGAUAUGACUAAAAUUAUCCCUUGGGUGUGUGAAUAUGAUGUGACAAUACAGAAUAAUUUUGUUGCACAAAAAAUGGAAAGGUUUUUGAACACUGGAAAGAAGUCUGGUAGUAAAGAAAAGGAUGAAGAACCACAGACCAGUGGCACAGUUGGGAAGAAAAGGAAACAUCGCAGAUACGACGAUACUUACCUAGACAUCGGUUUUACAUCUGUAGAUGUCAACCAUGAAGAGCGUCCACAGUGUGUACUUUGCUUGAAAAUAUUGUCAACAGAAAGCAUGAUUCCAAGCAAGCUAAGACGCCAUUUGGAGACCAAUCACCCUAACAUGGCUAAGAAAUCGCGUGAUUUCUUCAGCAGAAAGCUAAAAGAAUUGAAAGGACAAAAAGGCACAUUUUUUAAACAAGCAUCCAUACCAAGCAAUGCUUUGCUUGCAUCUUACAAGGUGGCACAUAGAAUUGCAAUGUGUAAAAAGCCUCACACCAUCGCAGAAGAACUGAUUUUACCGGCUGCAGUGGAUAUGGUUAACAUUAUGGUUGGGGAAUCAGCUGGAAAACUGCUUUCAAAGGUACCUUUAUCAAACAAUACCAUCAGUCGUAGAAUCCAACAUAUGGCUGAAGAUCUAAAUGACCAGUUAAUUGAAAAAAUGAAAGGGAAGGAUUUUGCGCUACAACUUGAUGAGGCAACAGACAGUAACAAGGAUGCUCAUUUGAUUUGCUACACACGCUUUGUAGAUUGUGACAAUAUUGUGGAAGACCUUCUCUUUUGUAAAAGUAUCACCGCCGGUAUAAAGGCACAAGACUUGUUUCAGAUCAUUGACACUUUUAUGAGUGAAAACCAGUUAGACUGGACAAAGUGCUUUGGUGUCUGUACUGAUGGUGGUCGUUCUAUGGCUGGCUGUUAUGGAGGAUUGCAGGCACUCAUACGAAGCAAAGCUGCUGAUGCACUUUGGACCCACUGCAUUAUCCACAGGGAAGCCCUUGCAUCAAAGCAUCUGAGUCCGCCACUGAAUGCAGUCAUGGAAAGUGUGUUGAAAGCUGUGAACUUUAUAAAAACUCGGCCACAGAAGGCAAGGUUUUUUAGACAAAUGUGUGAAGUUAUGGGCUCUGAGCACACAUCUUUGUUGUAUUACUGCAGUUCACAAUGGCUCUCCCGUGGCAAUGUACUUUCUCGUGUUUUUCAAUUACAUCAGGAACUCUACUCAUAUCUUGUAGAAGAAAAACACGAGUGUGCCAAUAACUACUUGGAUACUGUUUUUUUGUCCAAGUUAGCCUACCUGUGUGAUAUAUUUGAUAAACUGAAUGCAUUGAAUCUCUCACUGCAGGGAAACAAUACCCACAUUCUUAAACUCUCAGAGAAGGUAUCUGCAUUCAGGAAAAAAAUGUUUAUAUGGAGAAGAAAAUUAAAUGAAGAGUGUUACAAUGACUGUUUCCCCAUGUUGCAUCAGUUUGUUACAUCAAAUGAUGUUUGUUUGACACAUGAACUUAAAUCAGUUUUUGAGCAGCACCUAACAAACCUCAGUGAUUGGUUUGAAAAAUAUUUUCCAAAAAAUAUGGAAAAGUUUGUCUGGAUCCAGGAUCCAUUCAGUACUAGGGCCCCAACUGAAUUUGCUUCUGUAGAAGAAGAAAAACUCAUUGAGCUCUCCUGUGACAAGACCUUGAAAGUAAAAUUCAGCAGCAUAGGACUUGAAGAGUUUUGGAUAUCCAUUAAAGAUGAAUAUCCGAUACUAAGUGCUAAAGCACAGCAAAUCCUCAUUCCUUUUGCAACAACAUAUUUGUGUGAAGCUGGGUUUUCAGCAGUUGCUGUAAUAAAAAGCAAGUACCGUUCAAAAAUCAAUGUGGAACAGGAAAUAAGGGUGGCAGUGUCCAAGCUGAUCCCAAGAUGUGAUGUUAAGUAUGUGGGUAGAACCACACGAAACUUAAAAGUCAGACUCACAGAACAUCGUAGAAAUAUAAUCAACAAGGUUCAAAAUCAUAGUGUCUCUCAACACUUUUGUGACAAGAAUCAAGGUGAUCCAAGUACCCUUAGAGUCACAGCAUUGGAACAUAUCCCCGUCACAACAUGGGCAGAAAUUGUUUCAACAGAUUGUGCAAACAAGAGAUUUACUGGAUAUUUCAGUUAA